Tribolium castaneum (red flour beetle) is the source of this 840-nucleotide messenger RNA. RefSeq names its product Ribosomal protein S6 (gene RpS6). Gene Ontology annotation, biological process: translation. The coding region runs from base 49 to 795 and encodes 248 amino acids. Gene Ontology annotation, molecular function: structural constituent of ribosome. The transcript has 5 exons. Lineage: Eukaryota; Metazoa; Arthropoda; Insecta; Coleoptera; Tenebrionidae. Gene Ontology annotation, cellular component: ribosome. The record is from RefSeq and is marked provisional.
UUUGUUUAUUUCUUUCUCGCUUCGGGUGUGCAGAUAUAUGGAAGCAUCAUGAAGCUGAACGUGUCCUAUCCUGCGACAGGAUGUCAGAAGCUGUUCGAAGUCGUCGACGAACACAAAAUCCGUAUUUUCUAUGAAAAGCGGAUGGGACAGGAAGUCGAGGCUGACCCCUUGGGAGACGAAUGGAAGGGCUACGUUCUUAGAAUAUCGGGCGGGAACGACAAGCAAGGGUUCCCGAUGAAGCAGGGUGUUCUCACGAACAGCCGCGUUCGCCUUCUCCUCUCAAAGGGCCACUCCUGCUACAGACCCCGGCGUGACGGUGAAAGGAAACGCAAGUCAGUUAGAGGGUGCAUCGUCGACGGCAACUUGAGUGUGCUUGCCCUCGUUAUCGUGCGUAAAGGCGAACAGGAAAUCCCUGGAUUGACUGACACCACAGUCCCGCGGCGUUUGGGACCCAAAAGAGCAUCAAAUAUUAGAAAACUUUUCAAUUUGAGCAAAGAAGACGACGUCCGUCAGUAUGUGGUGAAGCGCCCCUUGCCCCAGAAAGAGGGCAAGAAGCAGCGCUUCAAGGCACCCAAAAUCCAGCGCUUGAUCACACCAGUUGUCUUGCAGCGCAAGCGUCAUAGGCUGGCUCUGAAGAAGAAGCGUUGCUUGAGGCGCAAGGAGCAGUCAGACAAUUACGCUAAAUUAUUAGCCCAGCGUAAGAAGGAAUCAAAGGCCAAGAAGGAAGAAAUGAAGAGGCGCAGAUCUGCCAGUCUUCGCGACAGCAAAUCUAGCAGUCACAGUGCGCAAAAAUAAAGUUUUAUAAAUGACUUUUCAGGAAUAAAAUUGGUUGACGCUAAA